Messenger RNA from Notechis scutatus (mainland tiger snake), 2803 nucleotides. NCBI's taxonomy places the organism in Eukaryota, Metazoa, Chordata, Lepidosauria, Squamata, Elapidae. The record is from RefSeq and is a predicted model, not a curated record.
AUGGGGACACCACAUAAAUAUGACCCAACUUUCAAAGGCCCCAUUUAUGACAGGGGCUGCACAGAUAUCAUCUGCUGUAUCCUGCUGCUGGUUGCAAUUGGGGGCUAUGUUGCAGUGGGUAUUGUGGCAUGGACACAAGGAGACCCUCGCAAGGUGAUUUAUCCAACAGAUAGUCGUGGUCAAUUCUGUGGGCAAAAGGGCACAUCCAAUGAGCAGAAGCCUUACUUGUUCUACUUCAACAUCCUGAAAUGUGCUAGCCCUUUGGUGUUGCUGGAAUUUCAGUGUCCUACUACACAGAUUUGUGUGAGCAAGUGUCCAGAUAGGUAUAUCACUUUUCUACAGGCCUCCAGUAUCGACCACACAGUAACCCAGGAACUAAAAUAUUAUCAACAGUUUUGUGUCCCAGAGUUUACUGAUCUGAAGAAGAGUGCACCUGAAGUGUUGAAAGACGGUGAAUGUCCAGCCAUGCUUACACCAAGCAAGCCCUUGGCUCGUAGAUGUUUACCUGCAAUCAAUAGUAAGAAAGGUGUUAUCAUGGUUGGAAACGCAACAACUUUUGAUGAUGGAAGUGGAAGUGGGAAGAAAAGGAAUGUGACAGAACUUCUGGAAGGGGCCAAAAAGGCAAAUGUUCUUCUGGAGACAAGACAAGUAGCUAUGAAAAUCUUUGAAGAUUACACCGUUUCCUGGUACUGGAUAAUAAUAGGCCUCGUGAUUUCCAUGGUAGUCAGCCUUGUAUUUAUUGUUCUGCUCCGAUUCCUGGCAGGGAUCAUGAUUUGGGUGAUGAUCGUACUGGUGAUCCUGGUGCUUGGAUAUGGAAUAUUUCAUUGUUAUAUGGAAUAUGCUCAUCUGAAAGGACAGACUGGUUCUGAUGUCUCCUUGAUGGAACUUGGAUUCCAGACAGAUUUUCGUGUCUAUCUCCAUCUGAAACAAACUUGGUUAGCUUUCAUGAUCAUCCUGUGCAUUAUGGAAGUUAUCAUCAUCCUACUGCUUAUCUUCUUGCGCAAGAGAAUCCUCAUUGCCAUUGCACUAAUCAAGGAAGCUAGCAGGGCUAUCGGACACAUCAUGACAUCACUUUUGUUUCCUCUGUGUACUUUCUUUCUGGUGUGUCUCUGCAUUGCUUACUGGGCUAGUACUGCUGUUUUCUUGUCUACCUCUAAUGAAGCUGUCUACAAGGUGUUUAAUGAUACAGAAUGCCAAUAUGCUGGAACAACUUGCAAACCAGAGACCUUCAGUACUUCCAAUGUCACCAAGCUAUGCCCAGGAGCACGUUGUCGCUUUGCCUUCUAUGGUGGUGAGACUGCCUACCACAAGUAUCUCAUCGUCUUUCAGAUUUUCAAUAUUUUCAUGUUCUUUUGGCUGGCCAACUUUGUCAUUGCCUUGGGCCAAGUCACACUUGCUGGAGCCUUUGCAUCAUACUACUGGGCUUUUAAAAAACCUGAUGAUAUGCCAGCAUUUCCCCUCUUCUCCUCCUUUGGUCGAGCACUCAGGUAUCACACAGGUUCACUGGCCUUUGGAUCCCUGAUUCUUGCCAUUGUCCAGGUCAUUCGAGUCAUUCUGGAGUACUUGGAUCAUAAACUAAAAGCUUCUGAGAAUAUGUUUGCCAAGUUCCUUCUGACCUGUUUCAAAUGCUGCUUCUGGUGCCUGGAGAAGUUCAUCAAGUUUUUGAAUAGAAAUGCAUACAUUAUGAUUGCUAUUUAUGGUACCAAUUUCUGCACUUCUGCCAGGAACGCCUUUUCCUUGCUCAUGAGGAACAUAAUCAGAGUGGCUGUUUUGGAUAAAGUCACUGAUUUCCUGUUUUUCCUUGGAAAAAUCCUAAUUGUGGGAAGUGUUGGUAUCCUUGCUUUCUUUUUUUUCACCCAGAGAAUAAAACUGAUUCAAGACACAGCACCAACUCUCAAUUAUUACUGGGUCCCCAUUCUGACAGUGAUUGUGGGUUCCUACCUCAUUGCACAUGGAUUUUUCAGUGUAUAUGCCAUGUGUGUGGACACACUUUUCCUUUGUUUCUUGGAAGACCUGGAGCGUAAUGAUGGCUCUACUGAGAAGCCUUACUUCAUGUCAUCUCACCUGAGAAAACUGCUGAAGAAGACUAAUAAACAGACAGAUGCAUGAUUUGGCAAGUCUGUCUUUCCAUGAGACAGAAUGAAAUGUACCAAUUUGACUGUUGUCAAGAUAGAGCAGCAUCUGUGAGGUUCUACUACCCCUAGCUGUGCCAUAUAAAUGUAGUGUGGGCAAAAUUAGACACCUCUCGUAUCUUUUGGUUUUUGAGUGUACAGGUUUUUGUUUCUUUUGCCAUUUAAAGUGAUAAAUUAACCACAGAUCUAGCUUAUAGCUAUAAGGCGUUUGGUCAUGCCAGCCACAUGACCAUGGAGACAUCUUAGGACAGCACUGGCUCUUUGGCUUUAUAACAGAAAUGAGCACUGCCCUCUAGAGCCGGAAACGACUAGCACAUAUGUGCGAGGGGAACCUUUACCUUUACAAUAGCUAUAGCUUAGAAAUACACCAUAAUAAAUCACUGAGAUCUGUUAAGACUGAGACCAGUUAAGAAAACCAUCCAUCCUAUUGGACUUGGACUGUUUAAACAUUGGGUCAGCAAUUCUUGCUUGCUAAUAUAGGUAAAGUAAACUAUACAGACAGUGCUAAAUGGUACAAGUGAUCCAAUGAAGCUGCAUUUGAUCCAGUUUAGUUAUUAACCAUGUGUUCCAAAAGUUUUUAUUUUUCUUGUAAUAGCAUUUAUUUCAUAUAAUCAUUGGCCACUUAAAAGGUCACCUUAAAGAACUCAAUGAUCCCAGGAUAUUAUAUAUUA